AUGCCGUUUCACCCAGUCACGCGGUGCAAGCAGCUGGUGGUGGCGGCGCGGAGGGAGCUGCACGGAGAGGUUGGAGCAGCUUUGCCUGUGGAUGUCUUAACAUACGAGGAAAAAACUCUGUCUGCCAUAUUAAGAGUUAUUAGCAGUGGCCUUGUUAAGCUUUGGAGUGCUCUAACACUGCUGGGCUCCUACCAGAACAGGAGGUGUGCCUUUCGAGUGCUGCAGACAUCUCCAUUUCUUCUGGCAUUAUCUGGCAACAGCAGAGAACUGGUCCUGGACUGA
Chaetura pelagica (chimney swift) is the source of this 282-nucleotide messenger RNA. It is a transcript of the gene RPP14, whose product is annotated as ribonuclease P/MRP 14kDa subunit. NCBI's taxonomy places the organism in Eukaryota, Metazoa, Chordata, Aves, Apodiformes, Apodidae. Gene Ontology annotation, cellular component: ribonuclease P complex. Gene Ontology annotation, biological process: tRNA 5'-leader removal. The record is from RefSeq and is a predicted model, not a curated record. The transcript is spliced from 5 exons. Bases 1 to 282 code for a protein of 93 amino acids.